UGCUCAAACCACAAAAAUUGGAAUUCCAGUUCAGCACUUCCCUUUCGCAACUACGCGAUGGCUGUUCGUCACCUCCUUCGCCGGAGCUCGCUGGAUCGCUUCUCGGCUCGUCUCUUCUCCUCCGCUGCGUCCGCUCCCCGCCCGAUCCGCGCCACCCUCUUCCCCGGAGACGGUAUCGGUCCCGAGAUCGCCGAAUCCGUCAAGCAGGUGUUCAAUGCUGCAGAAGUGCCUAUAGAAUGGGAAGAACAUUUUGUGGGAAACAAAGUAGAUCCCAGGACAGAAAGCUUUUUGACAUGGGAAAGUCUUGAAUCAGUGCGGAGAAAUGGCGUGGGCCUGAAAGGACCUAUGGCUACACCUAUAGGAAAAGGUCACCGAUCUUUGAACCUUACUUUAAGGAAGGAACUUGGUCUCUAUGCCAAUGUUAGACCUUGCUAUAGCCUUCCUGGCUACAAAACAAGAUAUGAUGAUGUCAAUCUUGUUACUAUCCGAGAAAACACAGAAGGGGAGUACAGUGGGCUUGAGCACCAGGUUGUAAGAGGUGUUGUUGAAAGCGUCAAGAUCAUUACCCGUCAAGCUAGUUCAAGGGUGGCGGAAUAUGCCUUUCAUUAUGCUAAAACUAAUGGCAGACAAAGGGUCUCAGUUGUACACAAAGCAAACAUCAUGAGGAAGACUGAUGGCUUAUUUCUCAAGUGUUGCCGUGAAGUUGCUAAAAAAUAUCCUGAUAUAACGUAUGAGGAAGUCGUAAUUGAUAACUGCUGUAUGAUGCUCGUGAAAAAUCCUACACUCUUUGAUGUGUUAGUGAUGCCAAAUCUCUAUGGUGAUAUAAUCAGUGAUCUUUGUGCUGGCCUAAUUGGGGGUUUGGGCUUAACUCCUAGCUGCAAUAUUGGUGAAGGUGGCAUUGCUCUGGCAGAGGCUGUCCAUGGUUCAGCCCCUGAUAUUGCUGGCAAGAACCUUGCCAAUCCAACAGCCCUACUUCUGAGUGGUGUUGCCAUGCUGCGGCAUUUGAAGCUGACUGAUAAAGCAGACCGCAUCCAUGAUGCUAUUCUUAACACCAUUGCUGAAGGCAAACACCGAACUGUUGAUCUUGGUGGGACUUCAACUACCACAGAUUUUACAAAAGCAGUCUGUGAUCAUCUCUGAGCAAUUUCAUAGAUAACUUGGAAGCUUUGAUAUAGAUAAAUUACAGGAAAAUAAAGGCCGCAUUAUUUUUCCUUUCUAUUCUACUUUUUUUGGCAAUUUUUCAGUUUCCUUCACUGCAAAUGUUUUAUAAAUAAUAACGAGCGGAUCAUAGUUUAAUAUAAACUAUGGAUGAUCAGAUGUUUGGUCAUUUUAUGCUUAUCGAAUUGCAUUUCUCAUGGAUAAUUGUUUUGUAUUUAGAACUCAGAGGUAACUAGUCAAAUUAUUGGUAGUAUUGUGGCA
Dioscorea cayenensis subsp. rotundata (Guinea yam) is the source of this 1419-nucleotide messenger RNA. Its product is annotated as isocitrate dehydrogenase [NAD] catalytic subunit 5, mitochondrial-like. The record is from RefSeq and is a predicted model, not a curated record. Gene Ontology annotation, biological process: tricarboxylic acid cycle; isocitrate metabolic process. The transcript is spliced from 7 exons. Gene Ontology annotation, cellular component: mitochondrion. Lineage: Eukaryota; Viridiplantae; Streptophyta; Magnoliopsida; Dioscoreales; Dioscoreaceae. Bases 58 to 1140 code for a protein of 360 amino acids. Gene Ontology annotation, molecular function: magnesium ion binding; NAD binding; isocitrate dehydrogenase (NAD+) activity.